This is a messenger RNA of Cornus florida, 1763 nucleotides long. RefSeq lists its product as uncharacterized. The transcript is spliced from 2 exons. Bases 316 to 1422 code for a protein of 368 amino acids. The record is from RefSeq and is a predicted model, not a curated record. Lineage: Eukaryota; Viridiplantae; Streptophyta; Magnoliopsida; Cornales; Cornaceae.
ACCCCCACUCUUCCGUUUUCUCUCUCUAAAAAUUUCACCAUUUUAGCCACACUCAACAGAGAGAGUAGCGUACACAUGACUCGACGAAUCCGAUAAAAGUUGCUUCCUCUCUCCUCUCUCUUGUAUUUGGCGAACAGAGAUUACGAAGGAAAGUAGAAAUGCUUCUCUCCCGCUCUUAAUCCCCUCCAUUCCUCGAUCUCUUCGCCUAUACCCUCGAUUUCGUGCUAUGAAACCCUAACUUUCUCUCUCUAAAAUCAUCCGCUCAACAUCAUUCAUUCUACACAUCUUCGAAGAAUUCCCCGGUUUUGUUUGGAAAUGGCAAAAGGUACCAGAGGACGACGUAGGAUUGCUUCACGACAGUGCAGGCCAUCCCCCUACCCAUUGCCGUCUUGUAAUCGGGAUGUAUUGGAAGGCAAGCACCCAAAAAAAUGCUCAAAAGUCUUGAAUAAGAAAGACUGGGAAGAUGCAACCUGUUCCGUAUGCAUGGAGUAUCCCCACAAUGCUGUUCUUCUAUUAUGUUCCUCUCACGAUAAGGGUUGCCGUCCCUAUAUGUGUGGCACUAGCCUUCGGUAUUCCAACUGCCUUGACCAGUACAAGAAAGCCUACACAAAAGUUACAUCUUCUCAACAUGGUAGACCUUUGCAUGACUCGGUUGAUAGCCCAAGUGUUGACUCAGUUUCUACUUGGUCCACUGAGAAGUGUGAAAUGGCAGAGCUUGCAUGCCCCCUUUGUCGUGGCCAAGUGAAGGGAUGGACCGUAGUGGAACCUGCACGGGAAUAUCUAAAUGCUAAGAAGAGAAACUGUAUGCAGGAUAACUGCUCAUUCAUCGGAACUUACAAGGAGCUGCGGAAACAUGUGCGGGCAGAGCACCCUUCUGCUCGGCCACGGGAAGUGGAUCCUGCUCUCGAACAGAAAUGGAGAAGACUCGAGGGCGAGCGAGAACGGCAGGAUGUGAUCAGCACCAUAACGUCAUCAAUGCCAGGGGCAAUGGUUUUUGGUGAUUAUGUCAUAGAAGGAAGUCAUUAUGGUUUUGAUACAGACGAAGAAGACGGUUUUGAUGCAGAUGCCACAGGGAGGGGUGGGGGGUUUGGUGUGGGGAUUGACAGCAAUUUCGUCAACGUCUUUCUCCUAUUGCAUGCACUUGGGCCAGCCGCAGGGAAUAUUGGCUCAAAUAGAGGGAUGAGGAGACACGAUGGGGACUUCGACCGCACAUUUGAUGCAGGUGCUACUGGAUUGCGUCACACCACUCCUGUCGGUGGUUUUGAUUCAUCUGAUCAAGACACUGACAGUGAUGAUAAUGGUGAUGGUGAUAAUGAUGGUUUAUCAUUAGUUGGCCGCCUUCGCCGCCAGGGUAGGGUGUUGUUGGGACGGUCAGGGAGGAGACGAAGGCGUAGAGAAGCAGCAAUUAGAGGACGGAGAUAGAUCUUAAUGGCGAUGGAAAGGUUGCGAAACAAUUCUUAGGUCUUCUAUUUAGGGUUAGAAAAGAAAGGAUUUAAUUCUACUUUCCUUCUAACAUUUAGAUGCACAUUUGCCUCUCAUCUUUUUAUGUUUUGUGUGAUAGAAUGACUGAAAAUGGAAGGUGGAAAAGUUGGUUUUUCCAUUGUGUAAUUGCCCAUUUGUAAUUCCCAAUUCCCUUCUCAUUUUAUGGUUCUGGUUGUGAAAAUUCGUCUGUGAAUUUUACCAUGUAAACAUGUAAUUUCAUGAUAUCAUUGUUCCUUUAUCAUGUACUGUUUUAUAAAAAAAGGGCAAAGGUUCAUAUAUAA